Mytilinidion resinicola is the source of this 606-nucleotide messenger RNA. RefSeq lists its product as uncharacterized. The coding region runs from base 1 to 606 and encodes 201 amino acids. The transcript has 3 exons. The record is from RefSeq and is a predicted model, not a curated record. Lineage: Eukaryota; Fungi; Ascomycota; Dothideomycetes; Mytilinidiales; Mytilinidiaceae.
AUGAUCUGGGCACCCAGCAACCCCUACAGCAGCCUCGAUCUCCUCGAAUCCGUCGCUUCUCAGACGGUCCUACUUCCUCUGAAGAAGAAAGCACAAGGAAGCGCCAUUCCGUUAGCCACCCCCCGCACAAAGUCCCCCUCAGCUUUCCUUUCGUCCAUCUCAACCUCCGCCUACUUCUCUACCAACCAAGCAACACACAACCAUCAUGACAUCCGCUCCGCCCCCCCUCUCCGAACCCCACCAAGAAAUCCGUACCCUAGACCCCUCCAGCCCGGCACACCCACCAUCUCCCAUCACAACGCACCACGCCGCACCGUCUCCCUCAUUCCAAACCCCGAGUCCGCCUCUCUCUCUCUCUUCUACACCCUGGGGGCCUCCUACACCAGUUUCGACCCUCGAGUAGCGUCGCUACCUGAGAACAUGACGGCGCGCGCGCGCGCGGCCGGCACAGACCCUACCGCGUAUCAGAGAACGGGAAGCGGCGGAGCUCUCCGAUCCCUAACAAUCACAUGUAGACGGGUAGACGGGGAGAAGGGGAGGCUGGAAGCCUUCUCGCAGACCCUGAUGACGAAUCUCCCCGAUUCGGUACACGGAAGUGCCGCCUAG